Molecule: messenger RNA, 2823 nt
Organism: Pyrus x bretschneideri (Chinese white pear)
Lineage: Eukaryota; Viridiplantae; Streptophyta; Magnoliopsida; Rosales; Rosaceae
Exons: 6
Coding region: 147-2663 (838 amino acids)
Biological process (GO): SCF-dependent proteasomal ubiquitin-dependent protein catabolic process
Cellular component (GO): SCF ubiquitin ligase complex
Molecular function (GO): protein binding
Source: RefSeq, a predicted model, not a curated record
GCCCCAAAUUAAGCGUACGGUGAAAGCUUCUCUCUUACAAAAACCCUAAUUAAGUAGACCCGUCAUUUCCAGUUCUCCGAUUGCCUCCCCCUGCUUUCCACUUCCGUCAUUUCGCGCCAUUUAUCGUCAUCAAUCAAUCCGGUCAAAUGACGGUUCUUAGGUCUGGCGAAAUUGCUCCCCCCAAAACGACGCCUCGGAAGCCCAAGACGCAGCUCAAAUUAGAGCCCCCCACGCCAGCCCAGACCCAUGAGUCCCCCACUCCUCCACCCACCGCUCCGACUUCCUCCUCCUCCCAACCCCAAAACACUAGCCCUAAUUUUGCCCCGAAUCCCCUAAAGGGCUCUGUCGGGUCGGCCCCUGUCUCGGGAGUGAUGCGGCGACGGAGUCUGCGUCUCGCUUCCAAGUCUCCGGGUUCUGCCGAAGCGGUGGGGAGAGCGGGUGGUGGGGGAGAAGGUGAUGAUCGUGAUUCGAGUGGAGAGGUGGGUUUUGCUCUGUUUGGGAAGAGGGUUAUGGUUGCGGGUGCAGGAGUUGAGGAAGGGACUGAGGAGAAGAAAAGGAAGUUGGAGAUCGAUAUUAAUGUGCCGGCUUCCGAAUGUGAAGGGGAAGAUGGAGAGAGUAAGCAGUUUUUGAGUUUGCGGUCGGGGAAGAAAGUGGUGAAACGAGGAGUGGAUGGUAGUAGUAAUGGAGCUUUGGUGAUUGAUUUAGUUGCUGAUGAGAAUGGUAGCGUGACGAGGGAAGGUGGAGUUGGAAGAGGAGAGAGAAGGAAGAGAAAGUUGGGGGAGAGUGGUUCUGCAGUCAAUGGUUUCGAUGUGGUAGAGAUGGCUUCAGAUUCGGAUUCGGACACAGAGAGGGCAAGUGAAAAUGUCUUGAAGAGUAGUAGUCCUAAAGGGAAGAGGAAGUUGAGUGAAGCCAUUGAAGAUCUUGAAGAUGACGUGACUCCCAGCAAGAAUGAUAUAGAAAAGGGCCGAAGGAGAUACAGCAGCAAAGAAAAAGGGAAGGGGAAAUUGGUUGGCGAAGCGGAUUUAUCGAAUGCUAACGAUGGAGGAGAGAAUGUAGCCGUGGACAAUGUGUUUUCUGCUCCUAUUCACAUUGGAGAGAAUGUAGCAUUGCACGAUCAGAGGCAGGUAAAUAACGGUAACUGUAAUACAAAAGAGAAUGUAUCAGAUGGAAACGUAUACAUGGAGCGGUUUCGAGAAAUAGCUAGGCGAAAUGCGUCUCGAUUUGCAUAUUUUUCUGCUGAAGAGGAACAGGUGAAUCAUUUGCCUCCUGAUGCUGAAGUGCCACAGGACAUCGAAGAUUGGCCUGGUCCCUUCUCUACGGCCAUCAAAAUUAUUAAGGAUCGAGCAGAAAAAGAUGUGCAAGUGCCCUAUAAAGACAAGACCAAGCCACCAUCAGUGAAUUGGGUUCCUAAGAAGUUUCCAGACCGUCCCCUCCCAAAAAUUUCGGUUCCCUCACUGCAAGAUCUAUGUUUGUUGGUUCUUGCUAAGAAUGCUGAUGCAAUUGUUUCACUUGACCAUGUGGCAGAUGCUUUGAGGCACCGGCUAAGUCAGAUACUUUGUGAUUCUCGAAAAAUGAACAGUCAUCUAUUCGAACUUCUUGUUCAGGGAUCUCCAACAGAGGUUCGGUUACGGGAUUGCUCAUGGAUGACUGAGGAGCAGUUUACAAAAUCUUUUCAGCAGUGCGACACCGUCAAUUUAACAGUGCUACAACUUGAUCAGUGUGGGCGCUGUAUGCCAGAUUAUAUAUUGCAUUCUACUUUAGCUCGGUCAUCAAAUUGCUUGCCUAACCUAGUCACUUUAUCCCUAAGCGGUGCAUGCCGUCUCUCAGAUGUUGGGCUUGGUCAACUUAUUUCUUCUGCCCCUGCACUAAGAUCUCUAAACCUCAGCCAGUGCUCUCUUCUCACUUACUCGAGUAUUGGCACUUUAGCUGACUCAUUGGGAUCAGUUCUGAAGGAACUAUAUCUAAAUGAUUGCCAAGGCAUUGAUGCUAUGCUUAUGCUACCAGAACUGAAGAAGCUUGAGCGUUUGGAGGUUUUCUCGCUAGCAGGCUUCGAAAAUGUUUGCGACAAUUUUAUUAGGGAAUUUAUCACUGCUUGUGGUCACAGUUUGAAGGAGCUUGUUCUGACUGAUUGUGUGAAAUUAACAGAUUCUUCUGUGAAAGUGAUAGCUGAAAGCUGUUCGGGAUUAUGUGCACUUGACCUUGCUAACUUGAACAAAUUGACUGAUUCUACUUUAGGAUAUCUUGCAAAUGGUUGCCGAGCAAUUCAAACGUUAAAUUUUCGACGGAAUCCAUUCAGUGAUGAAGCCAUUGCUGCAUUUUUGGAAACUUCUGGAGAAAGCUUACAGGAACUUUCACUAAAUCAUAUCGAGAUGGUCGGCCACAACACAGCCAUAUCACUUGCCAAACGUUCAAGGAUGUUGCAUACUCUAGAUCUAUCAUGGUGCCGGAAUUUGACAGAUGAGGCCCUCGGUUUAAUUGUGGACAGCUGCCUAUCACUGAGGAUACUAAAACUUCUUGGAUGCACUCAGAUCACAGAUACUUUUCUGGAUGGACACUCAAAUCCAGAGGUGAGAAUUAUUGGCUUGAAAUUUUCUCCGAUACUAGAACAUCUCAAGGCGCCCAAUCCUCACGAAGGCGCAUUGCGUUAUUCCUCAGUCUGUUGAAUUAAUCCCCUGUUAAGGUCAUUGUUGCAACAUUCUGUAGCCAAUCCAUCAAACUUUUGUAAAGGAAAUGCAGCGUUUUCCUGUAUCUGUAAUCAAACAGUGGAAAGAUGGGUAUUUUGGUAGUCGUUUCAUAGUAAUCAAGUCGUUUCAUGUUUUGGUA